AUGAUGCACAUACAGAAGGAGGAGCUUAGUAUAGGCGAUAAUGUCCUUAAUAAGCUAAGGAAGGAUUUUCAGGAGGUCAUGGAGGCCCUCAAGGAGGAGGAGGGCCAUGAGUACUUUCAGUCCGAGUACGAACGGAUUUAUCUUGCGUUGCGAAAAAGCCACGAGUCGGAAAAGAUGUUAAUUGGCGAAUGCCAGAAAAUGACGCAAGACCUGCUCGGCAAUGCGGCGAAGAUGCAGGCCGCGGUGAAGUUAUCCCAGGGUGAUCACAGCAUGAUCGAGGCUCUCAAACGCGAAAUUGAAAAGGCCUGGCAGGUGGUGGAUAGUGCGAAUAAUAAAGAUCAACGGGCUCGCGAGACGGUGGUGUCACUUCGGCAGGAAAUCGCAUCCUUGCAGUCUUUAAUGGAAGAGGGCACCGCAUUUACCUCCGACCACACCGAGAAUUUGGAUCACCUGAGGAUGCUCACGAAGCGACUUCAAACGGAGUGUGAAGAGAUGACCAAGGGAAAUGCGAAAUAUACCAAAAGCAUUGCCGACUUGAGGGUUCAAAUUAAAGAAGCCGAUGCCAAUAUCCACAACUACGAGGAGGAGAUCGAACGCCUCAGGGAUCAUCACAAAUUGACGAAUCAGGAGUACACCCGUGAGCGAGGGGCGCGGGAGCGAGCGGAAUAUCAGUGCAAAGAACUGAUUGUCGUUCUCCAAACCCGCGAGAACGAGUUAAAAGUCGUCCAGAAACGCCAAACGGCAUUAGAGAAAUCCAUCGCCAACUAUCAUUCCGAGAUCAACGUCGCGAUGGAAAAUAGGCAGACGCUGGAGAAAAAACUCGAGACCGCCGACCGACAGCUUUUCCACACCCAGCAGUCCUGUAAUGACAGCGUCGACACGACGAUGAAUAUCAACAAUCGGCUUAAUGCGAUGAACCGCAUGAUUGUCGAUCUGGAUCGAAAGAUCCUCGAGGCGGAAAACGAAUACGAGCGGGUUCAGCGCGUUAAAGGUCGCGAUAUUAACGAACUCAUGCAUUUACAACAACUCAAUGAUAGCAUUCGCCAGGAGCAGGAGAAUAAUCAGCACCAAUGCGAACAAGUUCGCAGGCGAAUCGAUUCCCUCGUGAAGGAGCGGAAGAGCUUUGAGCAGGUCCAUACCAUCAUCCUGAAGGAGUGCAACGAUAUCGAGAAAAAAGGGGAGGAGGAAAUUGAAAAGCAGAAUGCGAUCAAAACUCGCAUUCAAGUCGAGACGGAGAGUCAAAAAGAGCUGGAGGAGUUCAUUCAAAAGCAACACGAGAUCGAGUCGGGGUUGUUGGUCGCCCUUUCCGGCUUUGAGAAGGAGACGACGCAGUGCGUAUAUGAAAGCUCGCAGGUGGCGAGUGAUCACAACGCCACGAAGGAUGAACUUUUGAUGACCUGCACGUCCGUCGAGGAGACGAAAAAGCUCAUCGAGGAAAGUGAGGCCAACCUGUCUAAGCAGCAAAGCGUCUACGAGCAGGUUCGUGCGGGGCGAAAUCAGUUCUCGAAGAAGCUGAUCGAAACCCAGGACGAGGUGGUGGAGCUCAAGCAAAAGUUCAAAAUGAUGGAUCACCAGCUCCUGCAGUUUAAGGAGGAGCUCCAGAUUAAGCAGCGGAAGGAUCAAGAGGAGGCUUAUACCCAAAAGAAGAUGACGGAGCGGCUGCUGAAGGCACAAAAGCACGUCGGGGAGGAGGUGCUCAACUUCGAGGCCACCAAGGCCAAAUCGAUCUCGAUUGGGCUGCGUAUUAAACAGUUGGUGAAGAUUGUCAGCAAUUGCGAUCAGGACCUCUCCGCGCGGCAGCAGCAACUGCUGAAGGUGACGCAUAAUCGCGAUAUGCUCGGGACCCAGCUCGUCCGGCGAAAUGACGAAAUUGCGCUCCUCAACGAGAUGCUUCGCCUGCAGCAUCAGGCCUUAGUGGAAGGAGAGGCCGCGUACCGAAAGCGAAUGGGGGAUCUGCGGCUUUUGCGCUUUAAAAUAUCCGAAAUCGGGCGUCAGGCGAACCUCUCAAACACCCGCCUGCGGGAUCUGAAGGUGAAUAAAGAAAACCUGCACCAUCUCAGACGCCAGCUCGAAAUGGAAAAGGCAAAGGGUGUCGCACUGGCCGAGGAAAUCGAGGACCCGAAAAGCCUAUCUCGACGAAAAAUAGAAGGCAAGGACCCGUCGUUUGAGGAGCUUCAGGAUAAGCAGCGAAUAUUACGAAAGCGGCUCAUCGCCAAAUCCGAAGAAUGUUUAGAGAAAGAGCUCAUUCUAGAUGAAAAGAAGCGCCUGGUGACGGAGCUUCAAAACGUGAUUGGCAAUCAGCUCGGGCCGGAGGUCGUGCGGCAGCUGAAUGCCAGUCAUUAUGAGUUGCAGAAGAAGGCUACAUCAAUGAAGGCGAAGGCCUCAGAGCUUAAUAUGACUUUUACCCAUAUUAAUGAGUUAAAGUACGAAGCAGAGCGCCUGCGUCGCGAUCUACACAACAUGAAGCGCAAAUUUUACGAGGUGAAGAUCAAGAACGAUACAAUGACUGACUUCUCUCCACCAGACAACCGACUUAUAUUACGUAAGUUGCGCACCCCAAACGAAUCCGUUAGAUCAAAUGUCAUAAACAGCAAGAAGCCCCCUUCGGAUUCGAAGACAAAUAAACUCAAAGAUCGAAGCCUUUAG
Molecule: messenger RNA, 2646 nt
Organism: Phytomonas sp. Hart1
Lineage: Eukaryota; Euglenozoa; Kinetoplastea; Trypanosomatida; Trypanosomatidae
Source: the annotation of a GenBank genome assembly